GAGAGUUAGACUCUAUCAGCAUAACAGACUGGGCAGACAGGCAAUGUACAAUUUGUACUUGUGGUAAUUUUUUUGACUUUUUUGCAACACUUCUUAAUAAUAUAGAAAAGAGAAACAUCAGACAGCUUUUAUAGGAAACAGUUCACAUCAUGGCAUCUGUGAAAACCACAACAACUACAGUCAGAGAGUCUUCUACGACCACAAGAAGAUAUGUCACAGAGAACAGAACACAGAGGCAUUUUCUGCGGAGAUACUCUCUCCCGUCUUCAGAAAUUCAGCGCUUUCAUACGGAGCACCUGGCUGAUGGAAAUAGUCACCCUGUGGAGGAAACCCAAACUUGCUCCAUAGAGUACAAUCCCGAUACUGGAACUCAGACCAAAAGGACUAAAACCACGACUCGCAGGGUACGCAGAACUGUGACACAGGGCACAAGUCCACCCCAAGUUCAAAAUUUAGGGAGAAGUUUCUAUGUUUUACCCAUUGGGCAGUCUACUUCACCAGGGGUAUUUAAAACUGGUCUAACUUCAAAUUUGCAAACAUCACUUUCAGAAAAUGUUCAAGAGAGGUACUACACUCUUCCUUUACAGCGUGAUAGUACUACUGCUGCCCCCUAUAGUCAAGGCCAGGAUAUAUUUGAUGUGAAUAUCCCAGUCAGACUAGUAGAGAGGCGUAUGUCAUUGCCGUCCUCACAGAUCAUACAAAAAAUCACCGAGACGCGGAAGACAUAUACAACUAACAUUUCUGAUUCACUCUCCAGUUUCCCAAAACGUCCACCAGAAACACUCAAAUUUCAAAUUGUGCCAAUUGAUUUUGAAGAUGGGCCUGGUUUGUAUCCGACCCCUCCUGGUAAACCAGAUCAGCCAAACUUGAUACCUGUAUUCUCUAAGUCUCCGGGUCCAACCCCUGCAGGCACUGAGGUACCCCCAAAAACAGAUACCAAAGGUGUUGAUGGUGUUAAAGUACAAGAGCCCCUGCUGAUUAACAUGAAGCCCAUUGCUGAGGAUGAAAUAUUUCCUUCCCCACAAAAAGCCCAAUGGGUCCCUGCUGAACCUGGUAAAAAGAAACCUGAUGCCAGUAAGUCUGGCCAGCAACCUCCUGACAAACAACAAGAGACCAAGCAGCCUCCAAAUGUCAUAGAAAAGGAUUUGAAAGGUAAACCUGAAAUGCUUAAAGAAUCAGAACCAAUGAGAUUUUGUGUGGAACCUUUUGUGCAUGAAGAGAGUUUACCCGUCCCACAGAAAAUCCAAUUGGGUUCUGAUAAACCAGGGUUUGAGAGUGAUUUUCCAGAACCCCAACAGGCUUCCUUAACUCGUCAUUGUGACAUCCCUAAAAAAGCACAGCAACCGUUGAAGAAACCAAAAAGUGGUUUAGAAUCUCCAGCAUCAAGAAAACCAGAUACCAAAAGCCCCAGUACUGUUUCUCCAGGAUCAGGUGCCCCAGACUAUGACUGGAUACCAUACUCUGGCCACCCAGAUGUUCCAAUUAGCACUAAGUCAAUGGAGAUUCCUGCACAGUCAUUUAAAAGUGAAGUGAAACCUCCCCAGCCAGAGAAGGGAAGACAAAAACCAGACCAAAGGGCAGGUCAGCCUGUGCCACCCUUUGAUGAUGAAUUUCCCACUCCACAAAGGUUAAUUGCUUCCUUUGAACCAGAUGAGCCAGUUAAAGGUACUGGUAGGCCAAAAGAAGACCAUGAUUAUCAGCGCCCAUCCCCAAAAUUGGAGGGACAGGUGCCACAAGUUAUUUCGCUGGCGACCUUUCCAGGUGAACCCAUUUCCUCAGAAGAAGCACCCCAGUCAGUGCCACAGGAAAUUCGGAUCAUUCACCAAGAUGGCAGACCUGGCCACCCCACCCCUAGGGAUAGGUCACACCCUGGGGAACAGGUGGUUGGAGUUCCUGAUAUAACUGAGAGAAACAGACCCCAAGGAAUCACACAGAAAAGUAGAAAACGUGACAUACCUAGUGCUUCUCCUUAUGAUAGAAAAAUUGAACCCCAAGUGGUCAAUAUCAUUCACCAAGAUAUGAGCCCAGAUAGAUAUCCACAUUUUGGCCCUACUGAUAAAAGACCUGGGCCUCAGGCAGUGAACAUCGUUUAUCAAGAUAUGAGUCCUGCUGGUCAUCCUUAUUCUGGUCCUACUGAUAGAAAACCUGAAUCUCAGCCUGUACAUAUAAUUCACCAAGAGGAUUAUCCUGAUGGACAUCCAUAUUCUGGGCCUGUUGAUAGAAAACCUGGGCCCCAGCCUGGGAACAUCAGUGGCCCAGAUAUGAAGGCAAAACCCAGAGGCCCAGAAAAAGCAGUACCAAAGCUUGUCAGGCAGCCUAGAGUAUAUGAAGGUAUUGGACAGGUUCCUGGCCAGAAAGGUAAGGGAAUGCCUACACCUAGAGAUAGAAAAGAACAGAGUUACAUCCCACCAGGGGGUGAGGUGUUAGAACCUCAGCAGGUGAUUGUGGUGGCUUCAGCUUUACCAUUAAAACCACAGGACACACCUAGGAAACCACAGGGUGACAGGCCACGUCCUGGCACUGAUGGUGAUGAUGAGUCACCAGCACCACAGAAGGCUAAUGUGAAGAAUGAAGUUGUCACCCCUGAGAGUGGAAUCCCAAGGGAUCGAAAAUAUAUCCCAGGGGAUAGAGAACCUGGUUAUCAGAAAAAGCCUGAACUGAAUGAGUAUGUUGAGUCCCCAGUACCACAGAAACACAUGGUUUCAUAUAUAGAUAUGGUCCCAGAGCCUAGAACAUUAGACAAAGAGAAGGGCACACCACAGGGCCCUCAAAGUGACAUCCCUGUAGUAGACAGAAGAGUAAAAGAUGAUGAUGAGUUCCCAAUGCCACAGAGAGCAAAUGUCAUGUAUCAAGAUAUUACCCCAGAGAGAAAAAGACUAGGGGACAGACAGUAUAAACCCCAGGACAAAAGACCAGGGGAUGGUGAAAAUGAGUUUCCUACACCACAGAGAGCAAAUAUAAUAUAUCAAGUUGUUACUCCAGAGCCUCAAAAUACCAGAGUGAAACAACGCAUACCUGUGGAUAAAGGAGUUGGCUCUGAUGAUGAUAGGUUUCCAACCCCACAAAAAGCUACUAUCGCAUAUCGGGAUUUCACCCCAGAGUCUGGUAAACCAAUGGGAAAAGAAAGCAGACCCCAGGGUCGAAAGCCAGAUGCUGGCAAUGAGGAAUAUCCUACGUCACAAAAACCAUUUGUCACAUAUCAAUAUACUACUCCAAAUGUUGAUGAACAAGGCAGACACCAGGUGAAGAGACCUCAUAAAUAUACCCCAGGUAGUGAAGAAGAUGAUGAGUUUCCUAUUCCUCGAGAAGCUGCUGUACUGUAUCAGGAUAUUACCCCAGAAUCGAGCACCCAGAGGGACAGACGAGAUGUUGGACAGGUAAGACCACAAGAUGACAGAGCUUAUGGGAAGGGAAAGCCAGAAAAGGAUGAUGAUUUUUCAACACCACAGGUAGCUACUGUCACAAACCAAAUUUUCAUCUCUGAACCACCUGGCAGAGGGCCAGAAAGAUUUCCUGCUGAUAGACUAGGCCCAGGGGAGGAAUAUUUACCACAACAUAGACAGGAUGGCAAACGUAGUAGACCUCAAGGACGUCCUAGUAAGGGUAAAAGAAGUCCAGAGAAUGAUGAUGAAUUUCCAAUGCCACAGAAAGCAGCUAUUUUUUACCAAGAUGUGACUCCUGAACUUCCGAAGAAAAAGGCCAGAAAGUCCCUACACAGACAGCCCAGGCUUUGGGGAUGAUGCUUUUCCAAUCCCUCAGAAAGCUAGUGUCCUAUAUCAAGAUGUGACUCCAGAGCCCAGGAAACCCAGAGACAGGAAAGGUGAAUCACGUGGUUUCAGGCCACCAACUGGUGGGGAAAACGAGUUUCCAACCCCUCAGAAAGCUACCGUUU
Lingula anatina is the source of this 3892-nucleotide messenger RNA. RefSeq names its product titin-like. The record is from RefSeq and is a predicted model, not a curated record. NCBI's taxonomy places the organism in Eukaryota, Metazoa, Brachiopoda, Lingulata, Lingulida, Lingulidae.